This is a messenger RNA of Quercus lobata, 3486 nucleotides long. It is a transcript of the gene HIK, whose product is annotated as ATP binding microtubule motor family protein. Gene Ontology annotation, biological process: microtubule-based movement. The record is from RefSeq and is a predicted model, not a curated record. The coding region runs from base 397 to 3288 and encodes 963 amino acids. The transcript is spliced from 15 exons. Gene Ontology annotation, molecular function: ATP binding; microtubule motor activity; microtubule binding. Lineage: Eukaryota; Viridiplantae; Streptophyta; Magnoliopsida; Fagales; Fagaceae.
AGAGAAAGCAGUGUCGCAAUCACACACUGAGAGAAGAGACCUCUAAAAGCUUUUUUUGAUUUCGUUUUUUGUAUCUCUCUCUUGAAACCCUAGAAAACUCUCUCAAUCAAUAAAAUCAUCUUUCCACAAUAAAGCUCUCUCUCUCUGACGCUCUUCUCUCUCAGAAAAACCUAACUCCGUUCUUCUUGUUUUCGUAAACUUGUAGAUCGAUUUCGUUUUGGUUUCGUUUGCCUCGAAUAUUUUCUCGAAGCUUCCAUACAUUAGGAUCUGGCAGCUAUUGCUAUUCUAUCCUAGUUACUUUCACAUUCAGAGAGAGUUUGAUUCUUGUGGGAGAGGACUAGUUCCCAUUUCUUCUUUGUGUUCUCGUAAGCUCACUUCUAGAUUUUAAGUGUAAAGAUGACUGUAAGAACUCCAGGAACACCUGCUUCAAAGAUAGACAGGACACCAGUAUCAACCCCGGGAGGGCCAAGAUCUAGGGAAGAGAAGAUUGUCGUAACAGUACGGUUAAGGCCUCUAAACAAAAGGGAGCAGCUGGCCAAAGACCAAGUAGCAUGGGAUUGCAUUGAUGAUCAUACAAUUGUGUAUAAGCCCCCACCUCAGGAACGUUCAGCUCAACCGGCAUCGUUCUCUUUUGAUAAAGUUUUUGGUCCUGCUAGUAUAACCGAAGCAGUAUAUGAGGAAGGAGUAAAAACUGUUGCCCUGUCUUCUUUGAUGGGCAUCAAUGCAACUAUAUUUGCAUAUGGACAAACUAGCAGUGGGAAGACGUACACAAUGAGAGGAAUCACAGAGAAAGCUGUUAAUGAUAUCUAUAGGCAUAUAAUGAAUACACCGGAGAGAGAUUUUACAAUCAAAAUUUCUGGACUUGAAAUAUAUAAUGAGAAUGUAAGAGACCUGUUAAAUUCAGAAUCUGGUCGCAAUCUGAAGUUGUUGGAUGAUCCAGAGAAAGGUACCGUGGUUGAGAAGUUGGUAGAGGAAACAGCAAAUGAUGAUCAACAUUUGAGACAAUUGAUCAGUAUUUGUGAAGCUCAAAGGCAAGUUGGUGAAACUGCCCUUAAUGAUAACAGCUCACGGUCACAUCAGAUAAUACGGCUGACAAUUGAAAGUACUCUCCGUGAAAAUUCAGAUUGUGUGAGGUCUUUCAUUGCAAGCUUGAAUUUUGUAGAUCUAGCUGGAAGCGAAAGAGCUUCACAGACACAUGCAGAUGGUGCUAGGCUCAGGGAAGGGUGCCAUAUUAACCUUAGCUUGAUGACACUCACAACAGUAAUCAGAAAACUGAGUGUCGGCAAAAGAAGUGGUCAUAUACCCUACAGAGACUCUAAGCUUACUCGCAUAUUGCAGCAUUCACUUGGUGGGAAUGCACGCACCGCCAUCAUAUGUACUUUGAGCCCCGCAAUGAGCCAUGUUGAACAAUCUCGAAACACUCUAUACUUUGCUACCCGGGCAAAAGAAGUAACGAAUAAUGCCCAAGUAAACAUGGUUGUUUCAGACAAGCAACUAGUAAAACAUUUGCAGAAGGAAGUAGCCAGGUUGGAAGCAGAACUGCGCACUCCUGAUCCAAAGAAGGAAAAAGAUUUCAAAAUUCAGCAGAUGGAGAAGGAAAUGGAAGAAUUGAGACGCCAAAGAGAUCUUGCACAAUCUCAGGUGGAUGAAUUACGCAAAAAACUUCAGGAGGACCAGCAGGGUUCAAAUCCAAUUGAAUCUCCCCGUCCAUCAGUGAAGAAAUGUCUCUCCUAUACCGGUGCACUAUCUCCAAAACUUGAAGGCAAGGAGCUAGGCCGUGGUGAUAAAGUGAGAAGUACAAUGUUAAGGCAGUCUAUGAGGCAAUCAUCAACAGCUCCGUUCACACUUAUGCAUGAAAUUCGAAAACUAGAACACCUCCAGGAGCAGCUUGGAGAAGAAGCAAAUCGAGCUCUUGAAGUACUACAAAAGGAGGUGGCUUGUCAUAGAUUGGGUAACCAGGAUGCAGCUGAAACAAUUGCUAAGCUACAAGCAGAAAUAAGAGACAUGCGCUCUGUGCGUUCAUUACCAAGAGAAGUUGAAGUUGGAAAUGUAGUUGCUCCUAAUAAGAGUGUCAGUGCUAAUUUGAAGGAAGAGAUUACAAGACUUCAUUCACAGGGUAGCACCAUCGCCAACCUUGAGGAGCAGCUUGAAAAUGUUCAGAAGUCUAUUGACAAAUUGGUAAUGUCUCUUCCAAGCAAUUAUCACCAGUAUAACAGUGAAUCAUCCUCCAAGACUAAGAAGGAACUAAAAAAGAAGUUACUUCCUUUGGCUUCAAGUAAUGCAGCCAACCAGCUAAAUUUUAUAAGAUCUCCUUGCUCACCUCUAUCAGCUUCUCGGCAAGUUUUGGAAUCUGAUAUUGAAAAUAUAGCUCCAGAGAACGAUGAUACUGUGUCCAGUGAGACUCAUCCAGAGUCUGAAAAGGAAACACCAACAAAGAAUGAAGAAGGUGGGGAUGUCUCAUCUAAGGAAAACACUUCAGGCUACCGGCGUUCUAGUUCAGUUAACAUGAAGAAAAUGCAGAAGAUGUUCCAAAAUGCAGCAGAAGAGAAUGUAAGAAGCAUAAGAGCAUAUGUUACAGAACUGAAAGAACGUGUGGCCAAACUUCAAUACCAAAAACAACUACUUGUUUGCCAGGUGCUGGAGCUGGAAGCAAAUGAAGAAGCUGGGUACAAUUUGGAGGAUGAGGAAUACACAUGUGAGCCAGAUGAGCCACAGGUUUCAUGGCAAGUAACUUUUAGAGAUCAAAGGCAGCAGAUCAUUGAGUUAUGGGAUAUGUGCUACGUCUCCAUCAUCCAUAGGACCCAGUUUUAUUUGUUAUUCAAGGGGGACCCAGCUGAUCAAAUAUACAUGGAGGUGGAGCUUAGGCGCUUGACUUGGUUACAGCAGCAUCUAGCAGAACUUGGGAAUGCAAGCCCAGCUCCUCAAAUAGGGGAGGAGCCCACAAUCUCUUUGUCAUCAAGUAUCAGAGCAUUGAAGCGUGAAAGGGAAUUUCUUGCAAGGAGGUUAACCUCACUUUUGACUGUGGAAGAGAGAGAUGAAUUGUACAUUAAAUGGGAUGUCCCACUUGAAGGGAAGCAUAGGAAGAUGCAACUAGUAAACAAGCUGUGGACAGAUCCCCAUGAUGCUAAGCAUAUACAAGAGAGUGCUAAAAUAGUGGCAAAGCUUGUAGGAUUCAGAGAAGGUGGCAACAUGUCAAGGGAGAUGUUCGAGCUUAAUUUUGCACUUCCAUCUGAUAAGAGGCAGUGGCUUGUGGGCUGGAAUCAAAUUUCAAAUCUUAUUCAUUUGUGAAAAAAUUACAUUUUGUUUGUAAGUAACUUUCCAUUCUUAUCUUUUGUACAUGCAAUUGAAUUUUGGAGCUUUCCUCCAAAAUGUCUUAUGUUAUUUCUUAACGUGUGACUGAUUGAUCGCACUAUGCUUGAUGAUGGCUCGAGAUAUUAAUUUUUGUAAUAUUCAUAUUUGAAUAAAAGAAUCAAUUCAUUUGGCUUC